ACUGAUCAUUCUCCGACACCGACCUACCGCUCCAUUCGCUAAUAUGUACUGGCUCGCUGAGGUCCUCGAGUACCUCAAUGUGCCGACGCCCUCGGUCAAGGUCAUCCAACUGGCCGUCUCUCUCCUCGUCAUUCUCGUCCCGUUGCCUGUCUUGGUGGCCUUUUACUUUUGGGCGCGGCCGCGUCAGGCCCUCGUGCCCCCGUAUCGCGAGCGCGUCGUCGUUCUAGGUGCCUCGUCGGGCACGGGAAAGGAGAUUGCGCUCCAGUAUGCUGCUCGGGGCUGCCGCAGCAUCGCACUCGUCGGCCGCAGGGGAAAGCUGCUCGAAGAUGUCGCCGAUGAGUGUCGCCGACUCCGCAAGAAGGGCGAGGAGUGGCAGAUGAGCGACCAGGCACCCGGCUGGGACGACCCCAAUCCAGAGAUCAAGCAGGACCUUAUCGUCAUUGAGGCAGACUGCUCCAAGCCGCAAGACGUCAUUCGCAUUCGAGAACGGUGCCUGCAGGACUACAAGGGACUUGACACCGUUCACAUUUGCUUUGGACUCUCUGCGCUUCGGCCACUGCUGGGGAUUGCUGGCAUUGACCCGAUUCGAAAGACUGGCGUCGCGCAGCUGGCUGGCUUCCAACCGCAGUCAGUCCCCUCCAAGAAGGGGACCGCAGACUUCUUUGAGGCCGACGCUCAAGGCCUCGAGACGGUCGGCGAGUCGAUUCGACGCAUCAAUGAAGUCAAUGUCACGGCCACUGGUCUCGUGCUCACUGCGCUCAUCCCCAUGCUGCAGACGACAUCGCCUUCCCCGGCCAUCCACCUCCUCUCCUCCAUGGCUGCUUGCCUUCCCGCACCAACAAGAUCCCUCUACGGCGCUUCCAAAGCCGCUCAGCUUCUCCUGUUCCAAACCACCGGCUUGGAAGCCGACUCGCAAACGAAGGCCAGCAAAGACACAUCACUGAGGCGGAAUCGCAUUCGCUUCUUUGCCACGCUCCCGGGCACCAUUCUGAGCGACUUUAGGACCAGCGCCGUCGAUGGCAGCCCCGAGAGCAGCAAUGCAGUCGACUCAACCUGGACCGAUGGCAAGAAGAAGGGCGACGGUCUGGCCUGCGCAGAAGUGGCAGAAAAGAGCAUCCUCGCAUUGGAUCGAUUUUCCGAGGGCGUGCUCGAAAUGCCUGCAAAGUACUACGCCGCUCGAAGGGUCUAUCCCUUCUUGCCAGGCGUCAUUGCCAAGUUGGCUCACAAAAAGUACCAAUACUGAUCUGCAUCAAUGAAUACUGUCAAC
Messenger RNA from Acaromyces ingoldii, 1267 nucleotides. RefSeq names its product NAD(P)-binding protein. The transcript is spliced from 2 exons. The record is from RefSeq and is a predicted model, not a curated record. Bases 44 to 1243 code for a protein of 399 amino acids. Lineage: Eukaryota; Fungi; Basidiomycota; Exobasidiomycetes; Exobasidiales; Cryptobasidiaceae.